AGCCGUCACAACCCCACUGGCCCAGGCAAACCAGCUUUCACUCGCAAUUCGCAGUGGAAACAUAAUCAAGCUCGAGGACGACGAUAAAUCUGGCUUCAGAGCCUUGAUAUCAUCCGGGAUUUCACCGUGGAGGCAGCAUCAGCACGAAUGGCCGCCAGGGACCGCUUCGGCGGUUUCGGUGAGCCUGCGACUACUCCUCUCCAGCGGUAUAUCUUAAAUGCCUGCGACCCUCAGAACUUCGAACCGAACCUUGCGCUCAACCUCGAAAUUGCGGACACGAUCAAUGCGAAGAAAGGCAAUGCGCCCCGGGAAGCUGCAGUUGCCAUUGUGCACUAUAUUAACCACCGAAACCCUAAUGUCUCUAUGCUGGCGCUCAACCUACUUGACAUCUGCGUAAAGAAUUGCGGAUACCCAUUCCAUCUCCAAAUUAGCACCAAAGAGUUUCUCAAUGAACUGGUGAGGCGGUUUCCUGAGCGGCCGCCGAUGCAUGCGACUCGUAGUCAACAAAAGAUACUGGAGUUGAUAGAAGAAUGGCGGCAGACUAUAUGCCAGACCUCGCGGUACAAAGAGGACCUGGGCUUCAUUCGGGACAUGCACCGACUUCUCAGCUACAAGGGAUACGCAUUUCCGGCCGUAAGACGUGAAGAUGCUGCGGUCUUAAAUCCCAGCGAUAAUCUUCGGUCUGCAGAGGAAAUGGAAGAAGAAGAGAAAGCUGCUCAAUCUGCGAAGUUACAGGAACUUAUUCGAAGAGGAGGGCCUCACGAUUUACAGGAAGCUAAUAAGCUUAUGAAAGUAAUGGCUGGAUUCGACACACGAAAUAAGACAGACUACAGGGCGAAGGCAGCUGAGGAAGUUGGGAAAAUUCAACAGAAGGCAAAGCUACUAGAGGAGAUGCUACAAGGCUACAAGCCAGGAGACGAGAUUAAAGAAGGAGACGUCUUCCAGGAAUUGGCAAGUGCGCUACAAAAUGCUCAUCCCAAGAUUAAGAAGAUGUGUGAGGAGGAAUCAGAAGAUCAAGAGGCUGUUGCCAAGCUUCUGGAAAUUAAUGACAGUAUUAAUCGGACAAUAGAGAGAUACCGACUGAUCAAAAAGGGCGAUAUCGAAGCCGCUUCAAGAAUCCCCAAGGGUACAUUGGGGACAAGUGGAGCUGGGGUCCAGAAGGGUCCUGACAAUGAGUUAUCUUUGAUUGACUUCGGUGGUCCUGAUGAUAUAGCCCCGACUGAAGAUAACUCUACCGCGGCACCGCCUGCUCCACCCCCGAAAGGGAACGCCCUUGAAGACGACCUGCUUGGCUUGUCCAUUGGCGGAGGAGGGACUUACGGUCAAACUGGUGGGAUCUCCUUGGGAAUGAGUACCAAUAAUGGAGCAGCAAAUCCAACCUCAUCAUUCCAACAGCAAACAUAUCAGCCAUCUCAGUCACAGGCGAACCACGGCCCCCCAAUCGGUUUCAUGAGUAAUGGCGCUGCGUCUCAGACCUUUACAGCUUCACAACCUUUCUUUCCAACGCAGAAUCAACAGAUACCAACAACGCAGCACGUUUCCAAAGCGUCUGAUCCCUUCGCUGCACUCACAUCACCAAGUACACGACAGUCGUCUCCAUUCCAGUUCCAUCAAUCGGCCACUCCUAUACCUCAGACAGCUAACAGCAACUCCCUGCUUGACAUCGACACCGGAGCUGCAUUAACACAGACGCAACCAACGCCCGCAGCAGGGACAGACGAUGAGUGGACAUUUUCAUCCGCGCUCCCAGAUACUUCAUCGGAGAUUGUUGUGACGAGUACCAGUGUGAAUAUUACGUUUCACGUGUCUCGCCAAUCUGAUGAUGUGAUUCUAAUCAAUUCACGAGCAUCAAACAAUACACCCCAGCCUGUAUCGGACUUCACGUUCCAGCUUGCCGUAACAAAGGGGUAUACACUAAAGCUCGAGCCGCAAUCGUCACGAAUGCUCAGUCCUUCACAAAGUAAUGGAAUAACACAAACCAUUCGUUUGCAUGGCGUCGAACAGGGUAGAGGAAAUGCAGUCAAGAUUCGCUGGAAAGUGAGCUACCUUGUGGGUGGUGUACAAAGGAAGGAUGAAUCGGGCGAGAUAUCGAAUUUGGGUGUAGCAUGAAGUGAGUGCGUGCUCUAGCGAUAAGAGGCUUGGAGCUAUAUGUUGUCAGGCCACGAGCAAUGGAAGAGACAUUUUAAGCAUGGCAUGACAAAAUACUUGGCCAGUAGACAGACUGUUGUGAUUUUCAGAGGCGACCAGGACAGUCUUAAAUGUCCUAAACUCCACUUGAACUGUGUGUACCUGAAUCUUGAGGCAUCAAGCUAGUAUAUCCCAACAGGGU
Molecule: messenger RNA, 2329 nt
Organism: Pseudovirgaria hyperparasitica
Lineage: Eukaryota; Fungi; Ascomycota; Dothideomycetes; Acrospermales; Acrospermaceae
Product: ADP-ribosylation factor-binding protein-like protein GGA1
Exons: 7
Coding region: 148-2109 (653 amino acids)
Biological process (GO): Golgi to endosome transport; protein transport to vacuole involved in ubiquitin-dependent protein catabolic process via the multivesicular body sorting pathway; Golgi to vacuole transport
Cellular component (GO): trans-Golgi network
Molecular function (GO): ubiquitin binding; phosphatidylinositol binding
Source: RefSeq, a predicted model, not a curated record